Molecule: messenger RNA, 891 nt
Organism: Symbiodinium sp. CCMP2592
Lineage: Eukaryota; Dinophyceae; Suessiales; Symbiodiniaceae
Source: the annotation of a GenBank genome assembly
AUGGCGGACAAUCCCGUUUGGAAGGCAUGCAAGCCCUUCGCUACUGGCUCCCUUGCUGGAAUGUUUGCGACCUGCUGCAUUCAGCCGAUUGACAUGGUGAAGGUCCGUAUCCAGCUGACUGCUGGCACCGCCGAGGCAGCUGGGCCAGUCACCAUCGCGGGGAACAUGCUCAAGAACGAGGGCGUUGCGGCCUUCUAUACCGGCCUUACCGCUGGUUUGACGCGCCAGGUUGUUUACACCGGAGCCCGACUGGGUCUCUUUGAUAAGUUCACCGGUAUGGUCAAGCAGCCGGGCAAGCAGCUGAGCUUCGCUGAGAACGCAGGUUGCGCUUUGUCUGCUGGUGGUCUGGCGGCCCUCGUUGGAAACCCGGCGGACCUUGCACUCAUCCGAAUGCAGGCGGACAGCAUGAAGCCUGCCGCCGAGCGAUCCGGCUACACCAACGUCUUCACUACCAUGGGGAAGAUCGUCGCCGCGGAAGGCCCUGGCGGCCUCUUGGCUGGAGCCGUGCCCACGGCCACUCGCGCCAUGGCGCUGAACUUUGGCAUGCUCGCCUUCAAUGCAAGCGCCAAGGACGCGCUCGGCAACAUGGGAGUCUCAGGUGCACCCCAGGUCUUCGGUGCGUCUGCCAUUGCCGGCUUCUUCGCCUCCUUCUUUUCCUUGCCCUUCGACUUCGUGAAGACGCAGAUGCAAAAGCAGAAGAAAGACCCGGUCACCGGCGAGCUCCCUUUCAAGAGCUCCAUGGAUUGCGCCAUGAAGAUCAUGGCCGAAGGCGGCCCCCUGCGUUUCUACGCCGGCUUCCCCACGUAUUAUGUCCGGAUUGCGCCCCACGCCAUGCUCACGCUCAUUGCACAGGACUUCAUCAAGAAGAGCUGGUCGCAAGUCGGGCUGUGA